GCCGAGCCGGUAGCUCAAUCUUCUCGAUCUCCUUCUCCUUCGACCGAUCUUCUUCUCUUCUUCCCAAGAACUCAUUUUCGAUCUCCUUCUCUGUCCGGCGGAGGUUCUUCUCUUUCAUUCUCUUCUAGCCUUCAAGUGUGUAUUAGACAUUUAAACAUCAUUACAACUGUGGUUGGAGAUUAUCAAGCUUCUAAAUUCUAAGGAAGAUUCAUGAGCAUUCGAGCACACUGAGCAGGAACUCAUCCACCUUGGGAGUAAACCAGAUCUCAUCUAUGGCGGAUUCAGGUCUCUCUCUGCUCUAUCUUCUUAUUCUUCUUCCCCCACUCUCCCUCAUCAUCUUCCUCUACCUCAUCGUCCGGCCGCGUCCCGUGAAGAUCUCGAUCAAGAAUCGCCACGUCUUCAUAACCGGCGGCUCCAGCGGCAUUGGCUUGGCUUUAGCUCACCAAGCCGCUUUGGAAGGCGCUAGAGUGUCGAUAUUAGCUCAGAAUGCCAAUAAACUCGAGGCCGCAAAGCGAGAGAUCAGGCUCUCCACGGGGCGUGACAUUGGCAUAUUUAGCGCCGAUGUUAGAGACUACGAUGCCUUGAAGAAGGCCGUGGAAGAGGCUGGCCCUAUCGAUGUUCUGGUCAGUAAUCAUGGGGUGGUUAUGCCGCGGGAGCUGGAGAAUCAGGAUCUGGAUGAGGUGAAGUUCAUGAUUGAUGUUAACUUAUUGGGGACUUUUAAUUUGAUCAAAGCUGCGUUGCCGGGAAUGAAGAACAGGGAAAACCGUGGGCCAGGAUUGAUUGGAAUCGUGUCAUCUCAGGCCGGCCAGGCUGGCAUCUUCGGGUAUACAGGUUAUUCGGCUUCUAAAUUCGGCCUCAGAGGUCUGGCAGAAGCACUGCAGCAGGAGGUUGUUGCAGACAACAUUCACGUAUCUCUAAUAUUUCCUCCUGACACUGAUACUCCUGGCCUUGCCGAAGAGAACAAAAGGAGGCCGCCGCUCACGAGUAUAAUAGCAGCUUCUUCUGGUACAGUGAGAGCUGAAGAAGUUGCCAAGAAAGCUUGGGAUGGAAUGAGAUCUGGAAAUUUUUUUGUUCCAUGCAACUUUGAGGGGUUCAUGCUGUCUAUAGCCACUGCUGGUCUAUCUCCUCAAAGAUCAUUUCUCAUGGCUUUCGUUGAGGUCUUUACGGCCGGCCUUAUGCGGGUCGUGGCUCUAUGUUUCCAAUGGGAUUGGUAUCGAAGCAUUGAAAAGUAUCACGCGCUAAAGAAAUAGUAAGCAAUUUAUUUGAUCUUUAUAUAGGAUGCCAUCUCUUUCCGUCUAAUAUACGCUUGUUUCUUGUUUCGAUCAUACGCAUGAAUUUCUUGUGUAUGAUCUAAACAAUCGUCACUUAGUACAUUCCUUGGAUUGGGGAGGGGGGGGGUGGCUACACUUGAACAAUACAGGGUACAAGUUGUAAUCCUU
This is a messenger RNA of Cuscuta campestris, 1439 nucleotides long. The record is from the annotation of a GenBank genome assembly. NCBI's taxonomy places the organism in Eukaryota, Viridiplantae, Streptophyta, Magnoliopsida, Solanales, Convolvulaceae.